AAUGUAUCUAGAAUGAUAUCUCUUUAAGUAAUUUUCAUUUUUUCUAUUCCAGAGGCGGAGCAAUGGAUUACCUUGCUCCUGGCAAAAUGGAGCUCGAGGCCAUGAGUAGAUAUACCAGCCCAGUGAAACUGGCUCUCUUCCCCCACCUGACCACAGUGCUAUUGGCUGCUAGCAUAUUCUUUACCCUCUGGUUCUUCAUUUGCAAGGUUACCUCCCCCAAGUGCACUCUGGAUAUCUACAAAGAGUUCCUCAUCUCUUUGGUGGCCUCACUCCUCAUGGGAUUUGGAGUCCCCUUCCUGCUGCUCUGGGUCAGCAUGUACAUCUGA
Messenger RNA from Acinonyx jubatus (cheetah), 326 nucleotides. RefSeq names its product transmembrane protein 258-like. Gene Ontology annotation, cellular component: membrane-bounded organelle. Bases 63 to 326 code for a protein of 87 amino acids. The record is from RefSeq and is a predicted model, not a curated record. The transcript has a single exon. Gene Ontology annotation, biological process: protein N-linked glycosylation. NCBI's taxonomy places the organism in Eukaryota, Metazoa, Chordata, Mammalia, Carnivora, Felidae.